AUCAAUGCUGGUGCUGAUGUCAACAAGACUGAUAAUUAUGGCAAAACUGCUUUGUUUAGUGCAGCUAGUAACGACAAUGAAAGUAUUGUACGGGAGUUAAUCAAUGCUGGUGCUGAUGUCAACAAGACUGAUAAUUAUGGCAAAACUGCUUUGUUUAGUGCAGCUAGUAACGACCAUGAAAGCAUUAUACAGGCGUUAAUUGAUGCUGGCGCUGAUGUCCACAAGUUUGACGAUGGUGGCAAAACUGCUUUGUUUAGUGCAGCUAGUAACGACAAUGAAAGUAUUGUACGGGCGUUAAUCAAUGCUGGUGCUGAUGCUAAAAAGACUGAUAAGUAUGGCCAAACUGCCUUGUUUAGUGCAGUAACAAACGACAAUGCAAUUAUUGUGCAGGCAUUAAUUGAUGCUGGUGCUGAUGUCAACAAGACUGAUAAGUAUGGCCAAACUGCCUUGUUUAGUGCAGCCAGAAACGACAAUGCAAUUAUUGUGCAGACGUUAAUUGAUGCUGGUGCCGAUUGCAACAAGGCUAAUAAUGAUGGCAAAACUGCGUUGUUUAGUGCAGUCACAAAUGACAAUGCAAUUAUUGUGCAGGCAUUAAUUGAUGCUGGUGCUGAUAUCAACAAAGUUAAUAAUGAUAGUCAAACCGCUUUGUUUUGCGUAUCACGUUUUUCUUCAGAUGAUUCCAUUGGUUUAUUGAUUGACAAGGGUUGUGAUGUCAACCUACCUGACAACAAAGGCGAAACUCCGUUGUUUCAUUUUGUCAGAUUGGAUUUGGACAUUCAUGUAAAAAUUUUGGUGGAGAAAGGUAAAGCCUUGAUAAAUGUGAGAAAUCACCAUGGAAGAACGCCCUUAUUUUAUGCUCUGCAGCGUUCACCAGUGGUUGCCCUUUACCUUCUCUACAAUGGUGGAAAUCUCUAUUUGAAAGACAAUUGCAAUUUAAGCAUUUUAUCAUUUUUUAUUGAAGAGAUGUUGCACAAUGAAAAUCCUUUUUAUCGUUUUGAUCUGACUGAGCAAUUGAACCUGCUUCAUAGAAAAGGUGUUACGAAAAUAAUUAUGGUAAAAGCACUAAUAGAAGUACUAUUUUGCAAAAUUGUGCUUAUGUGUACGCCUUUGGGUGAAGUCAAAACUUCCUAUUCAUAUUUUGUGCACAAAGAAUGUCUUUCUGAGUUCUUGUCGAGGGCUGAUGAUCAAACUAAAAUAACCAUAGAAAACAUUUUGGAACAGAUCUCAAGUGAGCAACUGUCACAAGUAGUUCCUUCAUUUGUGAAUUUAGGUGCUGAUCCAAACAGUGUUGACUCGCAUGGCAACACUUUACUUCACUAUGUAACUCUCCUGCCAUUUGUCGGUGUAUCUCAAACGGAGGUCAUGGAAACAUGUCACCUACUAAGAAGGCAUGGAACAACAAUGAACAUCAAAAACCACCAAGGUCAAACGCCUCUGUUGUUUUGCUUGUCAGAACUUAGUUUGCAUACGAAGUGGUUACUAAGAACUGAUGAUGUAAAGAUGCUGGUAGAAAUCUGUAGACUUUUGCUAAACUGUGGAACGAAGGUCAACGAUACAUUACCAAACGGAAAGUCUGUUUUCCAUUUGAUAAUUGAUCUUUUUCAAAAAGGUCUUCGAUUGCAAGAUGAAGCUGUAAGAAAGGAAGUACUAAACGAAAUGUUUAAUCUGCUGCAAUUGUUUUCAGAUGCAAAUUGUAAACAAGCUGAAAGCUUUAAAAAUAGCAGUGGCCAUCUUUACUUGCUACUUCAUUCAUGGGCAUCGCUCACUUUACCAUCUUCAGAAAACUAUUCGAGUAACGUUACCCAUAACUACACAUUUGAAAAACUUUUGAAAGCCAUUUUACAGCUUCUCCUGAAAUGUGGGGCAAAGCCGAAUGCCAGAGAUGAUGAUGAAAGAACCCCUCUGCAUCAGUGCAAGACUUGGAGUGCUGUAAAGCUUUUGAUAGAUGCUGGAGCGAAAAGAGAUGCUGUGGAUUCGUCAGGACACCCACCCCUAUUUGCUGCAGCGGAAAGACGCACUUUUCUUCGGAGAACUGACUGUUUUUAUCAAGACGUUUUAGGAGACCCAGAAACCUUCUGGAGAACUGCUAUAAAGAUGAAACUUCAUCCAUGGACUGUUGACCAAGAUAAUAACUCUGUUCUAAGUAUCAUGAUAAAAUGCCAAGCCUUUGUUCUUGCCAAAGCCUUAAUUGAAGUCAUUUGUGUAGACAAACACAUUGAAUCUGAUACAAUUGCUUAUCCACUUUUAAACGUUAUUUGCAAGGACCAGUCGACACAAACACGUUGGAAAGCUAAUCUAGUCAAAAUUAUUUUGAAUUCAAGAAAAAAGAUAGCGAACUUAGAUGUGCCUCUUCGCUUUUGCUGCAAGAAUAUAUUAGAACUUGGUAGCUCAGAUGACAGUUCAAGUGACAUCAUUUCAGAUGACAGUUCAAGUGACAUCAUUUCAGAUGACAGUUCGAUUGACAGUUCAAUUUCAGAUGACAGUUCAAUUGACAUUUCAGAUGACAGUUUAAGUGAGAGUUUACAUUCCUCUAAAGGAACAAAAAGAAAAUUCUUCGAUAAGUUUAAAAAGUAUAGCAAGACGCAACCCAUGCUUAAAAAAAGAAAAACAGUUGCACAAUGUAGUACAGAGGAAACUGGAAAGGCAGAAAACUGGAAAGAUCUGGUACCUAGCGAUUCAGUCCACUGCGAAAUUGCUGAAAUGCUUCUUUCAUAUGGAGCCAAUUUUCGAAUUCCUGACUCAACUGGUGAGUCAUGCCUUGACCUAGCGGAGACCUGUCCUGAACUCAAACACCUCUUAACGAAACCCAUAGAUGUGAGCAAAAUCUCUAAGCGCAUUCCUUGGGAUUCUGUUUCCAAGAGGUACGAAACCACGUUGACCAAAGUUUCAAGAGGACAAGAGAGAGAGAUAGUCGGCUCAUUUUGGUAUCACAAAGACCACAUUGGACGUGGCUCGUACGGACUUGUUUUCACAGGGAUCAAUGAGAAUGAUGGUAGGGAAGUGGCCAUAAAACAAAUUCAAAAGUCGCGCAUGGUACGACCAGAAGACAAGCGUGAAAUAACAAACCUUGCUAAACUUGCCGACUGCAAACAAGUCGUUAGUUAUGUGUGUUUCUUAGAAGACAUACACUUUUCAUACAUAGUAUUGGAGCUGAUGGAGGGAGAUCUUGAACACUACUUUAACGAAGGCGCAGUUGACAAAAGCAAAAGUGUCUUACUUUGCAAAGAUGUGAUUAAGGGACUAAGAUAUUUACAUGAGAAAAAAAUAAUCCAUCGUGACCUCAAGCCAGGAAACAUCUUAUAUAAAACACAUCCUAGACUUUGCUUAAAAAUUGCUGACUUUGGUCUAAGCCGCGAUUGCGUUAAUGGCUCCUCUACUACAGAGUUCAGCCGUUCACGUACAAUCGUUGGUACCGAAGGUUGGAUUGCUCCAGAAAUUUUGACGUCGACGUCCAAAUCUAAGGGACAUUUUACAGAGAAUUCCGACACAUUUUCCUGUGGACUUUUAUUGCAUUACAUUUUGUCCGAACAAAAGCAUCCCUUUUCUCCUACAUCUUCAUCAGCUCUGCACCUUAUAGAAGAUAACAUAAAAAAAGAUCAAAUGCAAGGAUGGGAUGACCACAUCUCUCCUGAAGCAACAGACCUGAUUAAAAAGAUGCUCAAGAAAAGUGUCGGGGAAAGAAUAAGCCCAACUGAUGCACUAGCUCAUCCGUUGUUCUGGACGAAUAGUAAAAGAAAGGAUUUCCUCGUUGCUGUCGGAAAUCAGCCAGAAUUUGAAUUAUGGCCUUCUUAUAGGAAUUUUCCUGAGACUGAUUUGGAAAAAGACUUGAAUUCAUCCAUGAUUUUCAAAAGAGUAGUCAAAUGUAAGUCAUGGGAUAAUUCAAGAAAUAAUCUCAUGCGUAAGUUUUACCAUGAAAUGACUGCUAAAAAAUGGCGGAACUACGACACUAAAUCUAUCGUGGACUUAGUGCGACUGAUACGGAAUGGCUACGCUCAUUCUCACACGUUAUCAGAAGAAAUCAAGGAAAUGUUGUCGACAAAUUUUGAUUACUUGGAUUAUUUUCCUGAUCUUGUCAUGGAAGUCUUUAAAGCCGUGACUGUUCAUAAAUGGACUCUAUCUAGACCUCAAAUCAAAGAUGCCAUGACCAAGUAAGAAGACGCAUCGUAACGUAACUUUAAGCACGUGACAUAUGUUAUUCUAUUUGAUAGUGAAGAGUGUCCUCUUUCAGAGCUGAAAUCACUUUUAUCGAUGCGCACCAAAAUACACAAACACGCGCUCGUACUUAGGCUUUUCUUAUAUUCAAUUCACGCUCUGCAUUUUAUAGGGAUUAUGAAACGUGGGUUCUACGUCUUUUUAUAUCAAUCUUAUUAUAACGCUGUAACUUUUGAUGAAAGAAAUAAACCUGAAUACUAAACAUCAGAUGAUAAUUACAGGGGCGGCGGAACCAGUGGGGGAGGCCGGGGGGACACGUGCCCCCCCCCCACCAAAUGUUUUUGGGGCGCCUGGCCCCCCUAAAAAAUAUUGGUUUCUUAGUCAUUGUUUUACGGCAAGAGAAUAUCAAGUAAGAGAGCAUAUCCCUGUGACCCAUGAAAGUUUCUUGAAAAUCUAUUUUUAGCUCCGUGCGCAAGCCUGGCCCCCCUAAAAAAUAUAAUCUUCAGUGCCCCCCCCAAAGAUUUUGCAGUGCCCCCCAAAGAUUUUUAGCUUCCGCCGCCCCUGAAUUACAUAACUCUUCUCGUCUUUGCAAGAAUCGUAACACAAUUUUCACAAGUAGGUGAGGAAAAUAUAACUGCUGCUAAUAGACUUUACUUGGAUUAUCGUCCUUGUCUUGUUACGGAAAUCUUCAAGGCAAAACAUGUGUUGUUUAGGUUGAUUAGAUAGGUGUAAUUGCUAACAGAAACCUAUCAUUUUUCUAUUCAUGUAACUGGGCAAGAGUGGGAGGGAAUCUCAAUUUAGUUGAUUUUAUUCACUGUUGUCUCAAUCACUGUUGCCAAUCAACAAACUGUAUUUUAUAUUAUAAGGCCUUUUUAGUACAUACAUUUUAUUGUAGUUGUGGAUCACUACACCAUAUCCUUAAUAAAAAUACAAUAGAAAGUACAAGAGGUUUUGCACAAUAUCUGACACUUGAAAGUAGCCAUGUUAGAUGACAGAACAAUAAAGAUAAAUUCCAUUUACUCUCGGAAUUCUUUCUCAUGUAAAACAAUUGUAUUGUUUCUGCCAUCUAACAUUGCUACUGUCAAGUGUCAGAUAUUGUGCAAAACCUCUUGUAUUGUGUAUUGUAUUUUUAUUAAGGAUGAUCAAAAGGUUUUCAGUUGAUUUAAGUUCAGUCUCAUAAGUAAUAUUUUUAUGUUAAAAAUGUCUAUUUCAUUUCUUGGUUUUCUUUGCAUCCCGUUCCCCUGAACCUGUUCCUUCUCUCUUACGUUUAGCAGCACUUGACUUACAUUCUGGUAGUAGCUCAGGUGCCAGUUUUGAUGCUGUUACAAAUGUCCACAAUGUUAAUUCUACUUUGUGUUCAUUCCAAUUGGCAACAGAAUCUACAAAAACAACAAAAAAAGAUGCACCUAUUAAUUUUGGAUGCAAAAAAAUACAAAUAAUAAGCAAUUACUGGAUGAGGAUGAGCAUGAUAUCGUAAAUUAUACGAUAAUAAUUUACGAUAUUAUGUGAUAACCGAAUUCAAUAAGAAAAAUAUUUAUAUUUUUAUAUAAUGUACCUUUUUUCACAAGAUCUAUAUUUUAGUGCUGAGAGUUUUCAGAAUCUAUAAAACCUAUACUUUAGUGUUGAGCUCUCUUGUUCAGGAUUAGCCUUGAAUUUUUGUAGAAUAUUUGUGUAUUCCAAUGAAGUUCAUGGACCACAUACGUGCCUUACCAUGA
Molecule: messenger RNA, 5867 nt
Organism: Actinia tenebrosa (Australian red waratah sea anemone)
Lineage: Eukaryota; Metazoa; Cnidaria; Anthozoa; Actiniaria; Actiniidae
Molecular function (GO): protein binding
Source: RefSeq, a predicted model, not a curated record